AUGUCCAAACUGUUGGCAUUUGUUUUCAUCUGCAUUGCAAAUCUCAUACAGUUAAAGCUCGAUUUAGUAAUAUUUGAUUUAGUAAUAAUCGUGAUUUAUCACAUAGAGCAAAUCUACAAUAUUGUUAAAAAACAUAUGCAGAAGUGUAUUUACUGCUUAACUAGUGUCGGUGUUACAAUUAUGACAUCAACUUUAGUACUUUCUACUAAUUUAGCUCCAUAUCGCUAUGACACAGUUUACCCAGCAAUGAUAGCUACUAUGCUAUCCCAAUAUGAAUAUGUUCUUAUAUGUGAUAAAUCCAACAUCCAAGUGUCUGGAUCACCACAGUAUUAUUAA
Molecule: messenger RNA, 336 nt
Organism: Phycomyces blakesleeanus NRRL 1555(-)
Lineage: Eukaryota; Fungi; Mucoromycota; Mucoromycetes; Mucorales; Phycomycetaceae
Exons: 5
Coding region: 1-336 (111 amino acids)
Source: RefSeq, a predicted model, not a curated record